Priceomyces carsonii is the source of this 825-nucleotide messenger RNA. RefSeq lists its product as uncharacterized. The coding region runs from base 1 to 825 and encodes 274 amino acids. Gene Ontology annotation, biological process: vesicle-mediated transport. Gene Ontology annotation, molecular function: protein-macromolecule adaptor activity. NCBI's taxonomy places the organism in Eukaryota, Fungi, Ascomycota, Pichiomycetes, Serinales, Debaryomycetaceae. The record is from RefSeq and is a predicted model, not a curated record. The transcript has a single exon.
AUGGUGCCAAAUCAUAUAUUGAUAUUAGGAACGCCUCAUUCUGGGAAGUUGAGGAUAGUUAAAUUCUUGGUACCUUCAGAAGAACUUGAAGUUGGCGAUGAGAGUCAUAGUGGGAUAAUAAUCAAGUCGAGCUUGAGAACUAAGUACUAUGAGGUUGAUCUUAAAAUAUUUGUUGACGAGUAUCCAGAAGAGAGGAGAGGCGAUAUUAGUGGUGAUAUGAAGUUGCAACUGUUAGAGAGCUGGUACUCUGAGUUUUGUCAAGAUGAAAUGAAAGAAUUGAGAGACGCAUUUGAAGGUUUAAUUUUCACAAUUAAUGUUGACUCUACGACGGAGGAAGUCGAGCAAAGUCUAGAAUUUCUAACUAAAGUGACAGAUGUUCUCAAAGGCACUAGUGACUGCUGGGAUGGAUUUAUUUUGGUAGUCACUGCUGCCGAUGAUAUAAAUGUAUCCACGAACUUAAAAAUUGAAGAGAUAGAAGACCUCAGCAUAGCUGCCGGUUUUGAAUUUAUAAACUUUAGUCAAUCAGGCAGAAACGAGUAUCGUGAAACCAUAGGAAAAGAUAGGUUAAAGGAAGUCUUGGAAACACACGAAUGGAGUAAUAUGGAUGUCACGGAUAACAUUCAUUACGAAAAGAAUAAGAUACAAAAGUUAAACAAUAUGACAGAACGUUUACUUCAAAACGACGGCGCAGAACCCCAAAUGAAUGAUCUAAGCGAUAUACUUAGGAAAGUUCAUGGUGCAAAGGAACACGCAGAGAAACUUAAUGAUUCGCAGAAAAAAGACUACGCAACUAAGAUAGUUGAUGAUAUAAUGAAUUAUAUAUAG